UCAAUGUUUCAUGCUUUUAUGUUCCCAUGGUUCGGUUUUGGUCACAUGACUGCAUUUUUGCAUCUGGCUAACAAACUAUCUGAGAAAGGGCACAAAAUCACUUUCUUGCUUCCCAAGAAAGCGCUGAAGCAACUUGAAUCUCUCAAUCUCUUCCCAGACUGCAUUUUCUUUCACACUCUUACCAUCCCAUCCGUAGAUGGCCUCCCUGCUGGCGCCGAGACAACCUCGGAUAUACCGAUCUCUUCAGGGAGUUUUCUCGCCUCGGCUAUGGAUCGGACACGCCGUCAGGUCGAAGAAGCGGUUUCUAUAGGUAAACCGGAUCUUAUUUUCUUCGAUUUUGCUCACUGGAUUCCGGAAAUAGCUAGAGAGUACGGAUCCAAGAGUGUGAACUUUAUAACAAUAUCCGCAGCAUGUGUAGCUAUCUCGUUUAUCCCUGGUCGUAGUCCAGAUGAUUUGGCUGUUCCUCCCCCUGGUUAUCCUUCGUCUAAGGUGUUGCUUCGGGGACAAGAAACGAACUGCUUCUCCUUCCUCUCACAUCCGUUUGGAGAUAAUACUACGUUUUACGAACGAAUCAUGAUAGGACUUACAAACUGCGAUGUCAUCUCUAUAAGGACUUGCCGAGAGAUGGAAGGAAAAUUCUGCGAUUUCAUCCAAAGCCAAUUUCAAAGAAAGGUUCUCUUGACCGGUCCAAUGCUUCCUGAGCCAGACAAUAGUAAACCACUUGAAGAUCAGUGGAGGCAGUGGUUGAGCCGGUUUGAACCAGGAUCAGUAGUAUAUUGUGCAUUGGGCAGCCAAAUCAUUCUUGAAAAGGAUCAAUUCCAAGAACUCUGUUUAGGAAUGGAGCUGACAGGUUUACCAUUUCUUGUAGCGGUAAAGCCACCAAAAGGCUCCUCGACAAUCCAAGAAGCCUUACCAAACGGGUUCGAAGAGAGGGUUAAGGGGCGUGGAGUGGUUUGGGGAGGAUGGGUGCAGCAACCAUUGAUAUUGGCUCAUCCAUCAAUAGGCUGCUUUGUGAGUCAUUGCGGUUUUGGUUCAAUGUGGGAGGGUCUAGUGAAUGACUGCCAAAUAGUGUUCAUUCCACAUUUAGGUGAACAAAUAUUUAACACUAGAUUGAUGAGCGAGGAACUCGAGGUCUCCGUUGAGGUGAAAAGAGAGGAAACAGGAUGGUUUUCGAAGGAGAGUUUGAGCGGUUCGAUUAGGUCUGUGAUGGAUAAAGACAGUGAGCUUGGCAACCUAGUGAGGAGAAACCACGCCAAAUGGAAAGAGUCUCUGGUUAGUACUGGGCUAAUGAAUGGUUAUGUCAAUAAGUUUAUAGAAGCACUAUAGAAACUAGUCUAGAAGAGAAAGAACAUGAAUAAAACACUUUUUAAAGAAACUUGGUUUGCCAAAAUGACUAAUAUGCAUGGACUUUUGAAGCUCUAAUCUCUCAAAUUUCAG
Molecule: messenger RNA, 1437 nt
Organism: Camelina sativa (false flax)
Lineage: Eukaryota; Viridiplantae; Streptophyta; Magnoliopsida; Brassicales; Brassicaceae
Source: RefSeq, a predicted model, not a curated record